Messenger RNA from Esox lucius (northern pike), 6446 nucleotides. Its product is annotated as protein kinase C epsilon type. Bases 893 to 3139 code for a protein of 748 amino acids. The transcript has 15 exons. NCBI's taxonomy places the organism in Eukaryota, Metazoa, Chordata, Actinopteri, Esociformes, Esocidae. Gene Ontology annotation, molecular function: diacylglycerol-dependent serine/threonine kinase activity; ATP binding. Gene Ontology annotation, biological process: protein phosphorylation. The record is from RefSeq and is a predicted model, not a curated record.
UAACACUUGGGCAAGCCCAUGGGAUGCGUCUCCGUCCUGACAACCUAGUCGGCUCAGCUACACUGACUAUAUAGUCGCACUCCCCCAUCUGGUAUAGGGACGCGGCGCGCCUCAGAAAAACUGACGUGUUUUGCGCAUUUCCUGCACCAGCGUAGACGGUCGGGGGGAGAAGAGGUAGGUCUGCAGGAAACCAAGAACAGCAACGGCGAGAAAACAGCCUGGAAAAAUAAGGAGCGAACAGAAACCAAGAAAACCACAACUUAAAUAUUGCUGAAGCUAUUCUCAAAUCGGGUAGCCUGUUUGGGAAACAUUCCCAAUGCACGGCACGAAGGCAGGAGUCUCCCUCUCUUCCAAAGGUGGAAUACGAGUGUUUCCAAAGCAUAGUAGAGUUACGGAGGAGAUCCAGCUUUGAUAGAUUUUGCUGUGUCCGUUGUGGUUUGGAAAGGCUGUUGAUAUUCCAACUGCUGCAUAGUCGUAUUUUCCCUGCGUGUAGGCCUACGCUUCUCAAGACGUUUAUUUAUUCUAUUCAAAAGAAAGGCUUUGUCUGGUUGAACCCCAAAUGUGGAUUAUCAUUGUGAAGAACAGUCCUACCAGAGAGCAAAAAACAAGACCAUUUACUCUCUCUAGACAAUUUCAGAACGACUGAUUUGCAUCCGAUUGGCAGGCUAUGUGUGUGACAGAUUGAGACCGGACGGCAUUUUCCGUUAUAUUCAAGUCUCAAGAACCUUUUGGAAGAGCCACUACAUUCAAUACGUGGUCUUCAUUUGAGGAUUCACAAAGCUACAUAAGACAGGCUAAAUUAUUCAUGACCAGUUGAAGUGGCUGGGUUAAAGGAAUAUUGUAAACAACCAACCCUGUUCAAAAUCCUAUUGAAACGGAUUACAUCACCGCCAUGGUGGUUUUCAAUGGGUUAUUGAAGAUCAAGAUAUGUGAGGCGUUGGACUUGAAACCGACAGCUUGGUCUCUUAGGCACGCGGUUGGCCCAAAGACCCAGACUUUCCUCCUAGACACCUACAUCGCGCUAAACGUGGAUGACUCGCGUGUGGGCCAAACCUCUACCAAACAGAAAACCAACAGUCCGGCGUGGAACGACGAGUUCGUCACGGAGGUGCAUGACGGAAGAAAAAUCGAACUGUCGGUGUUUCACGACGCGCCAAUUGGAUAUGACGAUUUCGUUGCCAACUGCAUAAUACAGUUUGAAGAUAUAUUACAGAAUGGCAGUAAGCACUACGAGGAAUGGAUUGACUUGGAGCCUGAAGGAAGGGUGUACGUCAUCAUCGACCUGUCUGGAUCGUCUAGUGAAGCCCCGGGCUCCAGUGAGAAUGCUGAGGAGCGCGUGUUUCGGGAGCGCAUGCGGCCGAGGAAGAGGCAGGGGGCCGUACGAAGGAGGGUCCACCAGGUCAAUGGACACAAGUUCAUGGCCACCUACCUAAGGCAACCCACCUACUGCUCCCACUGUAGAGACUUUAUAUGGGGUGUGAUCGGGAAACAAGGCUACCAGUGUCAAGUGUGCACCUGUGUAGUCCAUAAGCGCUGCCAUGAGCUCAUCAUCACAAAGUGUGCCGGGAUGAAGAAGGACAAGGAGGACAACACCCCGGAGGAGGUCGGAUCCCAGCGGUUCAGUGUUAAUAUGCCCCAUAAGUUUGGUAUACACAACUUCAAAGUCCUUACCUUCUGCGACCACUGUGGAUCACUGCUGUGGGGCCUGCUCAGACAAGGGCUGCAGUGCAAAGUCUGCAAGGUGAAUGUACACAGACGCUGUGAAAGCAACGUGGCUCCUAACUGCGGUGUGGACGCACGAGGCAUCGCCAAGGUUCUUUCCGACCUGGGGGUCACGCCUGACAAGAUCUCCAGCAAUACACAGAGGAGGAAAAAGAUUUCCCAAGAACCUCAGCAGGUGUUACCAUGUACCCCCCAGACAGAAGAGGACCGCUCCAAAUCAGCACCCACCUCCCCAUGUGACCAAGAUCUUAAAGAGUUGGAGAACAUUCGCAAGGCGCUGUCAUUCGACCAACGUGGACAGGAACAAAGGUCGGCCUCGUCCUCAUCGUCCAGCAGGGUGGUGGUGGGUUCGGAGGAGGGUGAAGGUCGUGAGAAUGGAGAGCUCAAGACUGUCCAGACCAAGAGAAUGAGCCUACAGGACUUCCUCUUCAUCAAAGUCCUAGGCAAAGGCAGCUUUGGAAAGGUGAUGCUGGCUGAGCUGAAAGGAACAGAUGAGGUGUAUGCUGUGAAGGUGUUGAAGAAAGACGUGAUCCUGCAGGAUGAUGAUGUAGACUGUACCCUGACGGAGAAACGCAUCCUGGCAUUAGCCAGGAAACACCCAUACUUGACACAACUCUUCUGCUGCUUUCAGACCAAGGACCGACUGUUUUUUGUGAUGGAGUAUGUGAAUGGAGGAGACCUGAUGUUUCAGAUCCAACGCUCAAGGAAGUUUGACGAGGCACGCUCUCGCUUUUAUGCUGCCGAGGUCACCUCGGCCCUCAUGUUCCUUCACCAACACGGAGUCAUCUACAGAGAUCUUAAACUGGAUAACAUCCUGUUGGAUGCGCAGGGCCACUGUAAACUGGCUGACUUCGGCAUGUGCAAGGAGGGGAUCCUCAACGGUGUAACCACCACCACUUUCUGUGGAACCCCGGACUACAUCGCUCCUGAGAUCCUGCAGGAACUAGAGUAUGGCCCGUCAGUGGACUGGUGGGCUCUGGGGGUGCUUAUGUAUGAGAUGAUGGCGGGCCAGCCCCCCUUCGAGGCCGACAAUGAGGACGAUCUGUUUGAGUCCAUUCUCCACGAUGAUGUCCUCUACCCAGUGUGGCUAAGCAAGGAGGCCGUGUCCAUCCUGAAAGCAUUCAUGACGAAGAGUCCCAGCAAGCGUCUGGGCUGCGUGAGUAACCAGGGCUUGGAGGAGGCAAUCAAGGUUCAUCCCUUCUUCAAAGAGAUCGACUGGGUUUUGCUGGAGCAGAAAAAGGUCAAACCACCCUUCAAGCCUCGUAUUAAAACCAAAAGGGACGUGAACAACUUUGACCAGGACUUCACUCGCGAGGAGCCUGUUCUCACCCCAGUAGAAGACGCCAUUAUUAAACAGAUCAACCAAGACGAGUUCAAGGGUUUCUCUUACUUUGGAGGAGAGGAGACUCUGUCCUAAGGCCUGCCUACACACCCAAAAGCACACACACACAGUUGCUGUCCACUGCAUCUUUGUGCUUUUAUGCACAUCCAACAUACACACACAUUUGUAUAAACACAAAUACAUGCAGCAAAAUGACGUACACCCCCAUUCACUUACACACCCCCAUUCACUUACACACACCCAUUCACUUACACACCCCCAUUCACCUACACACCCCCAUUCACUUACACACACCCAUUCACUUACACACACCCAUUCAGGAAGACAUAUACAGUGUUAGAGUGUAACAGGGGUAGGCAAUUCGAUAAAGCCGUUGGCCAAUUUCCGUCAAGGUGGAACAUAAUUACAAUAGUUCUAAAAAUGUAUGUGUACAAUGAGAAUUGACUAUUACAAAAGCCCCAAAAUGAAAUUUUUAAAUAGUAAUAGGUAAUUACAUCCAGACAUCAUCGCAUAGUCUCUCUUUUUUAUCAAAGAGAAUAGUGGAGAAUCUACUAAAUCCAGCCACUUUAGUUGAAUUUCUGUGUUUACCCCAAAAUAUUUUGGUAAACACAAAACCAAAUCGCUUGCAGACCGGUUUUGACCCGUGGGCAACCUGUUGCCAACCCCUCCAGUACAGUUUGCACGUCGAAAAAUGUAUUACACUCAUAUAAAACUCUAGCCAUUAGGGCCUCAUAAAAGUAUCAGUGUUCAAAACCUGAACAAGACCAUCUACAUCGCUGUAACAGUAUAUCUGUCUGUCUGACCAUCAGUGCAUGUUUUCUGUGUUACAAACGGUCUUUCAAGAGUAUGUCAGAUAGGAAGCCCAUCUGCUUUACUGUCAAGGUCCUAUUGACAGAUUCCGACCACUCCUGAUGUAAUCAACCUCCUUGGUGGAGAGUGGCCACCUGGGACUGCUCUUAUAGCUGGGUCUGGGCGGAUAUUAGUGAUGAACGGUCCUAACAGUCCUGUCCUACAUUAUGUCACAAGGCCCUUCCCAGUGGACUAUGAAAUGAACAAGGAAUGUUUGGAUGACGAUGUCGACUUAUAUGUGUAUAUAUGGAUUUAGAGGCCAGGGGCUGUGUGCUUUGGACAGGGGUCUAGUUCGACAUAUUCCCUGUACUAUAGGUCGGACUUUGAACUGUUUCGCCAGCCAUCGUAGUUCCUCAGUGAGUAUAUGACACCGAAAUGAUGAUAUUCUAAUAUGAAUCUGUAAUUUCUUAAGCUGUCCUGUAAGUCUGUCGAUGUACUAGAAUGUCCUCCUCCUCUGCCGUGUUUGAAUGAAAAAAAUAUAUAAUUCCAUCGAACCAAUGAUUGUAUACAAAAGCUAAAACGUAUUGGUUCACAGUAUCAAGGAAAAGAUAAGCCUGUAACUAUUGGUAACUAUUGAUUCCUCAAGAUAAAACAACACCACAAUUGGGGUCCGUGUACAGUACAUCAAAUGCCUUUUGUGUGUAACUGCCAACCAGUUACAUAUUGUAGAUAUGCCCACAGUGUUAUUGUAGCUUAGCUCCAUAUACUCUCAUGAAUGUCAUGGGUUUCUAUGUGAAUGGAUGUGCUUGUAAGGGAGUGAAUGUUGGUAUGUAACUGAGUGUAUCGGAUAUGUUUGCGUGCGUGUGCCAGUACUGUAGGUAUACUAGUCGUCAUGUGUCCGUCAGUGCGUGUGGGACAUAGGCAGUGGGUUCACAAGAAGUGCCCUCUUGAAGCUUUUACAUUUCACUCUGUCCGGUUUAUUUCGUUUUCCAUUGGAUUUGUCGUGAUUUUACUGGAUCGUCUUGUUGCUCAGCUUCUGAAAUCCCGGAUUUCCCUGCUAUGCAACAAGACUCACAAUCAAGUGGGCGAGGGCAUCACCAGAUAGCCAUGUCUUUCCCUUUGUACAGACCACCUUGUAUAUAGAAGCCUGUGAACUUCUCGGAGAAAUAGAGGUAUCAUCCUUUGCAUGGUCACGCAUAUGAUAUUAAUGUGUAUUACUAGGAUAUGAAAAAUGUACAAUGUCCAUGUGCAAUAUUAUUUGUAUGUUUGUGUUUUUUUUUUUUGUCUCCUGCUUUUUCUUCCUUCCACUGAUUCUUUGCUGGCGUUCCGCUUGGUUUUUCUGGUAUAUAAAUGCAUGGCGGUUUUCAUUUGCCUGUCUUUAACUCAGUUGAUAGCCAUGUCUCUGUGCUUCCUUCAAAAUGCUCAAUUGAACCACAUCAUCAUCUCUCUUCCUUGCCCUCUGUGCCCUAACCCUUAGGAAAAUCUACAUUUCCUGUAGCACUUCUGCUUAGAACAUUCCAGCCAAAAGUAGUGAAACUAUUGGAUUCAUGAAGCUUACGGUUCACAUAACAAACAACGCAUCAUAAAACUUGAGCGAAUAUGUGGAAUAUGUGCUAGAAGUAAAAUCCGCCGUCACAUUCAGUAGACCACAAAAGUAUCUAAUGAUCUACUGAUUCAGUAAAUCAGUAGACCACAAAAGUAACAGCGUUGGUUUGUUAUGCUACUGCAACCGGAACAUUCCAUUUUAGAUUAACAUUAAAGUAACUUUAGAAAUUUGGUUCCAUAACAGUAGGACUGUUCAGAUUUGAUGAGGCAGGGAUGUCAGCGUGGCAGUGGUAGUAGCGACAUUGUAGAAGUAGCAGUUGUAAUCAUAGUAGUAGUUUUAGUAGUGGCGUAGUUGUAGUGAUUAUAGUAUUAUAAGUAGCAUGCGUAACGUUGCUAGCACCACUAGCGGUAGCGGUUAUGACAUGAGGAGAACUGUAGCAACAGUGGUCGACGAUCAGUAUUUGCAUGGCUUUAACUAUGCCUAAUACUAGAUUGUGAAGAUGCUUAAUGCCCACCCCCUUCUAACACACACACAAACACACACACACACCACUGCUUGUAACCGUUUAUACACCCAAAGCGCCUAUAUACUUUUGACACUCAUGCACCCGUGUGAUUGUCCCCUCCGUUACGAAGUCAGCGCGACAUGAGAACAGUGUGAAAUUACAUGUAAUGUUACAGAGAUACAUUUCAGAGGCUACACCAUUCACCCUGGCACCUCACUGAUUCCUUUAACCAGUUAUUUAUGAGUUAACCUUAACAGUACUGGUUGUGCUUUAUCAUGUCAUGAGAUCAUGUCUAUCUUUCCUCUCGUGUCUCUGUCAGUGUUGUGUCCUUUUGAUUUAAUUCACUGGUCUCUUUGGUUUACAGUCUUUGUGUUUUGUGCUUUUUUUUAUGUUUACUCUAGUGUGCGCGCGUGUUUUUGUUACGUUCGUGUUUGGUUUUGCACUCCGACCAAUAAGGACAGCGUCCGUCAAAGGUCCAAAAUGCUCCACGCCAAAUCCUAACUCCUACUUUCCAUGCUCCUUUUUUUUUUUUUUUUUUUUUU